UAACUUAUUUAAUGACAGAUUUAGAAAUUGUGAUAGAGCUUGAAUAUAAAGAUUUUGCAGCUCAUGAAUUGAUUGAGUAGUUUGAUGAAUUUGAAUAAUAAACCGAAAAAUAUCAUCUUUACAUGAAUAGAGGAUCUCGACGGGAAAUGCUAGAUAGAGUAUUCAUAAUUUAUAAUUCAUUAGUACUAGAUUUUAAAUAAUCAUUAUGCAAUUUUUGAUGGUCAUGGAUCAUCUCAUGUGGCAGAAUACUUGACUUAAAAUUUAUUAUAGAAAAUCUAAAAUGAGAUGUCAGAUUAAGAUUACAAAUAAUGUAAUGAGUUUCACAUAUAUAUUUUAUAGUGUUUAACGAAACAGACAGUAAUUUAAGUCAAUACACAUAAUCAGGAUCAGUUGCAAUCCUAUUAUCUAUUUAAAAUAAAACUGUUACAAUUGCAAAUUUAGGGGAUUGUAAAGCCAUUGUAUUUAGAUAAGAUUCUCAUCAAUAGUUGAAUUCUAUUCAUAUUCCUCAAUCUAAAGAGGAAAAUCUAAGAAUUCAUAAAUAAGGAGGGUUAGAAAUAAUUUCUAUUAUUAGUUUAAUAACAAAGAGAUAAAAUAUAAGUAGAGUUUCUGGGUAAUUAACAGUGACAAGAUCUUUUGGAGAUUUUAAUCUUAAGAAAUUUAUAAUUAGUGAUCCUGAAAUGUCAAAAUAUAAAAUAAAUGAUAAUGAUAGAUUUAUAGUAAUGGCUAGUGACGGAUUUUGGGAUGUAUGUAUUAUUUAAAAUUUUAGGAACUUUCUGAAGUAGUUGUUCAACAAGUUUUAUAGAAAGUAGACAUAUCAAAAAAUGUUGCAAAAUAGUUAUAUGAAUCAAUUUAAAAUGAUUAUAUCAAAGACAAUGUAACCAUAAUGGUAUUUCCAUUAUGA
This is a messenger RNA of Paramecium sonneborni, 901 nucleotides long. NCBI's taxonomy places the organism in Eukaryota, Ciliophora, Oligohymenophorea, Peniculida, Parameciidae. The record is from the annotation of a GenBank genome assembly.